Messenger RNA from Carya illinoinensis, 1059 nucleotides. RefSeq lists its product as uncharacterized. The coding region runs from base 1 to 1059 and encodes 352 amino acids. Lineage: Eukaryota; Viridiplantae; Streptophyta; Magnoliopsida; Fagales; Juglandaceae. The transcript has a single exon. The record is from RefSeq and is a predicted model, not a curated record.
AUGGUAGCCAUUAAGGGUGGCUCCAGUCAGCCCUCUUUUGCCGAUCUGGUGGCUGCCGUCCCGCAACCCAUCCCUGAGAUGGUUCUUGCUCCUAGGAUUCCUAAGCUAGUUGAUGGUGAGGUGUUCUUUCAAUUCACCAAAGAAGAAAUUGCAAGAUCAACGAAGCUUUGCCGCUUCUCGGUAGUUCUGAAGUUUUUGAAACAAAGACCUUCAUUGGAUGCCGUCCGAUCAUUCAUUCAUAGCCGAUGGGGACUCUCUUCCACUCCGGUCGUAUCUUUCAUGUGGUGUCCUCGGAAUGUUUUUGUUCGUAUGAUGUCUGAAGCCGAUUUCACGAAAGCGCUCUCACGGGAGGUGUGUGAAAUUAACGGAAGUUUUUACCGUCCGUUUCGGUGGUCUCCAGAUUUUGAUGAAGAUGCAAAACCUUCAAGAGUGCCGGUCUGGGUUUACCUUCCAGGUCUUCCUCCGAACUUCUAUCAAGAAUCUUUCUUGAAUAUCCUCAUGAUGUUGAUAGGGAGUUUUAUCCGGUGUGACAACCCAACCAGGUGUGCUACACGUACGGAUGGAGCACGUUUAUGUGUAGAAGUUGAUGCUGCAAAACCUCCUCUUUCUCAUUUCUGGAUUGGGGCUCCGGGGUUACCAUCUAGUCGCAAGCAAGAAGUGAUUUAUGAGACUCUCCCGGCAUAUUGCAAUUCGUGUAAAAUGCAGGGACAUAAUUCUCAGACAUGCAGAGGAAAAUCUGGGCAGCACGGGAAUGGAUGUAAAGGGACGAAGGAUAAGCAGGAGAAAGGGCAACCGGUUGCUGUUAAUGGAGAGGGAAUGAAAGAAAAAGAAACGGAAAUUAAUAGGCCUGUUGUUAGUGUGGAAAAUAUGCAGAGUAGCGUCAAGGAGCAAACGGGUCCAGAGUCAACUACGGUGGAUUUAUGUCCGCUGUCUGCAUCUAUGGGGGUGAUUCCGAUAUGUGAGGAACCUGUGGGGAUGGUGGAAACUCAAAAGAACAAUGUGUUGGUGAUUAACCAGGUUGAAAACGGAGUGGAAGUUGUAGAAUCGGAGGCUGUAUAG